CGAGGAUAUCAGCAUGAAAAUCAAAAUGGCGGCGAUAUGGAAAAUAUUUUCAAGAAGUAAAAAUGCUGGAUUUUUUUCUGUAAUCCACGAUCAGACAAAGAUCGCUGCCUGCAGAAAGUUAUAUGUGCCAAACAGUUCCAAGUACAGUACAGAAAGGGCGACAUCAGCGGCAGAAGAAUUCAGCCUUCGGUAUUUAGAUGGUAAACACGAAGGUAAAGGCGGAAAGAUUUUUCGUUAUAAAAUAACUACGAGAUACUACGAGCCCCCUGAUUGGUCAAGAAUCUAUAAUAUAUUGCACCGGUAAAUCCAUGAAAAAUUGAAGUUUAAUUUAUAAAAGCAAUAGAUCGCAUAUUAGUAUAUACCACACAAGUGAAAAGUGCUUUUUCGCAUGCGCUGAUUGGCCAGAUCCGUAAGUGAUUAGGGAGUAUUAAUUAUUAUUCUCUUAGCAGCCGAAGAGACUAAAUCGCGCAUCAGCAAUUUAAUUUCCCAUCAUUUUGGGUAUAUUCAAGGGAAAAAACAAUUUUUUUUGGUUUCUGCGCGACAUAUACUGAAAAAUAGUAUUCACCUUAGUGUUUGUGAAUGGUGGAUUGACCUAAUUUACCUCCACCUCUUUAAAUAAUUGUUGAAUAUUCUAAAACGAAGCUGUUGUCCCAAAGGUAAUGUAUUGUUCUCUUUAUCUAAGACCAGCAUGAAUGGGUCUGUGUGGUAAUCUUGCCUGGUUUUAUGAUGAGUUACAAUGAAAUACUUUCAGUGUGAUGAUAAAUUGUUUUCUUGCAGGGAUUGCCUUGUUUGUAAUGAACAGACCAGAAGCAAAAAAUGCCAUGAGCAAGAAUUUCCUAAGACUGGUGAGAGUCCCAUCAAGUUUGUUGUACAUAUCAGUUAAAGUAGGGGUCAUUCCACCCCUUUUUACCAAUUUUAAGGGGUCAUCGACUUUCAGCAGCUCAGCUCUUUACAUCCUAAACAUCAGUAUCUAUAUUCUCCAUGCACCCCUCUGUACAUUUCCUUUGGUACUGACAAGGAGAAUUUCUCUAACAAUCAAUAGAGCUUCUUAGGUUGGUGAUAAUUUCCUUUUAUUCUCAUGAUGGUAAUGUGUGAUUUAACAGUAUUAAUGUAAGGAGAAAUUAGAUGCUGGUCACUCUUAGGGUUUAAAGGGUCAAGAAGAAAAGGAAUUGAAAUUGCUUACACAUUAUAUUUUAUACUUCUUUCCUAUGGCAGUCCUAAUGGCUGCUUUGGGAUCACCACUUGUAGGAAUCAUUCUGUUGUGCCUAUCACCUCCAGCUAUUUCUUUCUUUUAGAAUAAUGUUGAAGCAAUUAAAGCCUUUCCCUGCUUAAGAUAGCUUCAUCUUAACAGUAACAGAGAGGGUACAGGUGAAUUGAAGAUAGUUAUACACCAGCCCUUUACAGGGUCUCAGGUUUAUACGCCUUUGGCAAAUUCUUCAUUGAGCACAGAAAAAUCUCCCAUUGCUUUCAAUUAAUAUAUUACAACUUUCUCAAAAAUAUGCACAUAUUUGAAAUGAAAUUAUGGUGUGAGUCAACAAAGAUAGAUGCACCUAGCAUCUUAGUCAUAACUGUUCACUCGAUCUUAUGAUCUUUUUUUAAAUAGAAGCAUUCAACAAGUCAGCUUCUUGUUAUUUAGUUUACAGAUGCCCUUACUUGUGUGAAGUUUGACAAGAAUGUUAGAACUGUCAUCAUCAAGAGUGAUGCGCAAGGUAUAAAUUCAGUUGUGAUAUAUCAGGUAAAGUAUCAGUGAAGGUGUAAAAGAAAUGCAGUUUUCAAGGCUAGGUGGCCCUCCAAGUUGGGAAGAAGUAGCCUGGCUGUGAACAGUAGUCUCCUCCCCUUAAAAAAAUGAGGAGUUCCUUCCUGAUUUUUUUGUGGAUAUGGAGCAGCUGUAGGUAGGCUGAGGAGAGCUCAUAGUUAUUUUCAUAUGGGUAAAUUUGCUGCCUCUUCCAAAAAGGGAUGCCUGAUUAUCUCUAGCAACCUCCAGCAGUUUGUCAAGUUUUCUUGGCAAUUUGCAAGGAGCACUAUUAAUCCCUGUGAUUGGAGAAAGACAGUGUUGAAUGAGGACACAAUAUGGUGAUCCCCUAUACCAGUGCUUCAUAAACUAAUUUUAGGCCAAAAAAAUUUCAUGCUUGUUUUUGAUUUCUGACCUUUUUUUUCCAUUCAUAGCUAGGGCAACACUCAAGGUUUUUUUUCUUUCAUCACUCCUAGGUAUUUUCUGUGCAGGAGCUGAUCUCAAAGAGAGAGCUAAAAUGGCAGCACAUGAGGUUGGACCAUUUGUAUCUAUGGCUCGGGCUGCAAUAAUGGAACUACACAACCUACCAAUGCCUACAAUUGCUGCUCUUGAUGGCCAUGCCCUAGGUGGUGGGCUUGAAAUGGCCCUGUCGUGUGACUUUAGGAUUGCUGCAAGUAACGCUAAAGUGGGGCUGACAGAAACACGUUUAGCAAUUAUUCCUGGUGCAGGUAAACUUUUCAAGAGCUUAGCUUUGUAUGGUUUAUUGCCUCUUAUCCUUGGAAGCUAGGAAUUCCACCAUCUCUGGAUGUAAUGCUACACUCCGUGAAAAAAUUGAUGACACAUUGACCUUUCCAUGCCCCUAUUACUUCCAUUUUAUCUCUUUUGCCUUUGUUCAGUUAACCUAUUUGCCCCUUCCCUCCGAAAAAGAAAUGUUUCAUUUGUUAUUGUGAUUCUAUUAACCUGAAGAUACAUACAGGCAACAUUGACUGUGGAAGGGGGGUCUUGUCAAUGAUCUAAAGGUAUCAGUGGUAAAGACAGGGGUGUUAUUCUACACAUAACUAUAAGGAUUCUUCAAAUAUGAUUUGUCAAAUAGUCUUUGAUGCUGAUCGUAGGUCAUCACAAACUUUCUAACCCACCACCCCAUAUGCUAUCACGAGCUACCUUACCCUCCCCACCCCUCCUUAUAGCAUUUGGUAGGCUACUCUUCACUACAACAGGAAGUAACAUAAGGUUAUAUUCAGAAGGGGUUCUGUCAACAAAGAACUCAGGAUGUCUUAAUCUUGAUGUCUUAUGUCUAGUCAGCUAUUAGAAUUUUGGCCCGGAUGUCUGAAAUGAGUGACAUCUCAGAGCUUUCUCAAGGUUGUCAUAAUUUUAGGUAACAAUACGAUUUCGAGUGUAGUUUGGUGUUCAUGAGCACGAGGAAAGUUUUUAAAAGACAAGAGAAUUGCAUGCAAGUGCAAUUUGUAGUCUUUAAAAUAUUCACAAGUGCUAUUUACACCAAAUUGCACUAGAAAUCAUGUUGUUACUUGUUAAUAAUUUACAUGAAAAACACAUCACAGAAAUUCAAGAUGGACAAAAUUUUGGCAGCGUGCACAUGCUAUUUGUAAUUGCACUUGUGUUUCAUGGAAAAUGCACUGGUUUUCAGCCAAUCAGAUGUGCAUAAUUUAUUCAUGGAUUGUAUAUUAUUAGAAAGUGUAUAUAUGUGACCCUCCAUGGGAAAACGGACACUAACGCUUUUCCGUUAAACGGUCUCGAAAAACGGUUGUAAACGGAUAGUAAACGGCUAACUCGAGCGUUUAAACGGAUGCCAUAACCGCUUAAACGGAUGGCAAAAAAUUUAAACGGUUGACCAAAGUCCAAAAACGAAAAGCUUAGGCCUUCAAACGGUUGACCAAAAAUAAAAACGGAUAGCACGAAACGUUAAACGGUUGACCAAAGUUCAAAAACGGAUGGCUCACACUGUUAAACGGUUGACCAAAAAUAAAAACGGUCAGCCCGAAACGUUAAACAGUUGACCAAAGUCCAAAAACGGAUAGCUUAAACCGAGAAACGGUUGAACUUGAAACCGACAAACGAUGAGCUAAAAAUUAAUGUUUAACGGCUGUGGUUGAGCCGGCGAGAUCUUCUGCGGAAAAACUUUCAGAGUGACAACGGAUAAUUAUCCUUUAAAGCGAAAAUAUUGAGCAUGAUAAUUUGAAAAGUAAUAACUAGCAUAUACUUGCGCAUUUUAUUUCUGGGUUAAUUACUGCCGCUUUCGUGUGACAUUCAUGAAAUAAGCGCAAUUUACUGAGAAUAGUUUCGCUGCCGAAUAUCUUGAACGGCUACCGCGAGAAACUCAUAAUCUUCUCCUUUGUUUAUUCUUAUUAUUAUUGAAAAUGAACUUCACUUUUUUCCUGUUCGGAAGUUUCGGGAAACAAAGUUGCAUAUGCAAUGCCGCCACGUUGUCUGAAGCCGAGACGUUUCAAGGUCAAAUAACGCAAUGAAGUUCCAUUGCAAAUAAAAGGUCGAAUCGGUGUCACGCACCAAGCGGGGCCGUUAAAAUGAUUGUCAAUAAAACCAAGAAAGAUGAAUCGAGAUGAUAUAAACAGAAAGAGAGUAGCCGAUUUAGCAGUCCAUCGACUGGGGGUCUGCGAAAUAUACCAACCCGGAUAUUUCAACUUAACUUGUUUGUCAAAGGAUGCGACGGAAACUUGCUUACUAUGAUCACGCAAAAGAUAAAACCAAAAUAAGAUACGGUCUUUCUGUAUUUCAAGAACCGGCGAGUAUCGAGCGAACGUAAGAUUGAUAGGCAAACAGUCCAAAGCUUUCCGUGGAACUUUAAACGGAUAGCUUUUUUUUUUAAAACGGGUAAGCAAACCGUUUAAAUGUUUUUGCUAGAGCGUUGAACGGAUGCAAAUUUUUUUAAACGGAUGCAAAUUUUUUUAAACGGAUGAACAAACCGCUUAAACGUUUUGGCAAAAGCGUUAAACGGAUGCAAAUUUUUUUAAACGGAUGAGCAAACCGCUUAAACGUUUUAGCUAAAGCGUUAAACGGAUGCAAAUUUUUUUAAACGGAUAAGCAAACCGUUUAAACGCUUUCAUGUACCGUUUAAACGGAUAUAAACGGAUAGUAAACGGUUUUGCAGCUUAAACGGAAAAGCGUUAGUGUCCGUUUUCCCGUGGAGGGUCACAUAUGAUCUGAACUAAGUAGGCAGCUGUAUAAUUAUGUUGCAAGCAUGAUGGUUGCAAAGCAACAGGCUUUGACCACAAUUCACCGAGUCAAAUGCACAAUGGUCUGACAGCCUGUGGGUUUCCACUACUUUUGUUUAGGAGGGACUCAACGUCUACCAAGGUUAAUAGGUGUCUCAAAAGCCAAGGAGAUGAUUUUUACAGGCAAAAUGAUCAGUGGCACAGAAGCUGAAGAAAUAGGUUUAGCCGAUUAUGUUGCAGAACAAACUGAAACUGGUGAUGCAGCAUAUCAAAGAGCCCUUGUUCUAGCUGAAGAAAUUCUUCCCCGAGGACCUGUUGCUGUGAGAAUGGCCAAACUAGCAAUUAACAAGGGAAUGCAAGUAAGUCCUUUGUAUUUUUUAAACCCUAAGAGUGACUAACAUCUAAUUUCUCCUUACAAUAUUAAAAGUCAAACAUUCAGGUGAGGAGAAUACACUUUAAGGUCAUGAGAAUAAAAGAAAUGAUCUCCAACUAAAGAAGCUCUUGAUUGUUACACAAAUUCUCCUUGUCAGCACCUUAGGAAAUGUAUUGAGAACAACAUGGAGAAUAUGCAUACCGAUGUAAUAAUUCUCCCCUCUACCUGCUACACAUGUCCUUGUAAAUUAGUUAUGAGAAUUUGGUGUGAGAUCAAGGUAACAACUUCUAAAUGGUAAGUUUGAAUAUUCUCAUUACCUGUUUGCUGGCUGAUAUAAGGAUAUUAUGGGGAGAAGUUUCAUGUUGAUCACUUCUGGAAGUUAAAGUAUUAAGUGCACUCACAUAGUUGACGAAGUUGUAAAUGUUACAGUUAUAAUUAUGGUUUUGUUCCCAGGUUGACCUCACAUCUUCCAUGUCAUUUGAAGAAGGUUGUUAUGCUCAGGUAUGUGUGCAAAUAUUUACAUGUGUAUGUCUUAAAAUUGAUGAAUAUUAUACAGUAAACAAGUUGAACCAAGGAGUACUUUUGGCAAUUAACCCUUUCACUCCCAAGAUCUCAUUAGUAAUUCUCCUUACUGUCUGACAUAUAACUCUUAUGAUGUUAGUUCAGAGAUUUUGUUAUUGGAUCAAUUAAUGAUCCCCCAAUUGAUAUUUUUCUUUAUUCUCAUCACUUGUCUACUUGACAUUGUAUUGAUAUUUUAAAGAGAAAUUCUGUUUUGGUCACUCAUGAGAGAUUAAGGGUUAAGUAAGGAGACUCAAGCACUUGAGUGACUAACAGCUGUUCAAAACAGAGUUGUAACUUAAACCUUUACUGACAAAUCUCUCCUCACUUGAGUCUGAUUAAUGACUUCUACUUAAGUUGUGGAAAUGUUAGUGACUGUGAGACAACUUAUAGUCUUUGUCAAGGCAAACUGAACCUAUGAUCAGACUACAUGAUCAAUUUGUGAAUGCUAGGAAAAAAGAACUGAUCCCUAAAGGUAAAGGGAUCCCUUAAAGAAAUUGCAGAGAAGACUUUAAAAAAAAUUCAGGUUUUGACAGAAUUUAAACCAAUAUUUUCUAUAGACCCUACUAGUUGUGCACUUUAACUACAAACAGGACCAUAUAGAUACAUGUUGAGAGUGCGGGAAAUAUUAAAAUGUUUUGGUAUUUAAUUGAAUGUACAACUAUGUUGUUAUAAUUGAAACUUGUAACUCUUCAUCCAUCAGGUUAUACCAACCAAAGACAGACUUGAAGGUCUGAAAGCGUUCAAAGAGAAAAGAACACCGCAGUACACAGGGGAAUGACACAGAUAACUUGGUGGAAAAGCAUGGACAUGAUGAAGUUAAUGCACAAGGAAACAAAACCAAGACUCUGGUUAACCCUUUGACACUAAGAGUGACUAGCAUCUAAUUUCUCCUUACAAUAUCACCCCUGAAUCAAGCAUUAAGGUCAGGAGAAUAAAGGAAAUGAUCA
Molecule: messenger RNA, 6801 nt
Organism: Pocillopora meandrina
Lineage: Eukaryota; Metazoa; Cnidaria; Anthozoa; Scleractinia; Pocilloporidae
Source: the annotation of a GenBank genome assembly